Messenger RNA from Peromyscus eremicus (cactus mouse), 720 nucleotides. RefSeq names its product PICALM interacting mitotic regulator (gene Pimreg). The transcript is spliced from 4 exons. Bases 28 to 720 code for a protein of 230 amino acids. The record is from RefSeq and is a predicted model, not a curated record. Lineage: Eukaryota; Metazoa; Chordata; Mammalia; Rodentia; Cricetidae.
GCGGGCAGAGGAGACUGGACCAAACACAUGGCGUCUCAGUGGCAGGGCAUGACGGCCUCCAUGCGUAGACGAUCACUCCUAAAGGAGGAACAUCUAGAGAAGGCGGUGACCCGGUCUGCUGAGGGCCAUCUGGAGACGGGUCCUCUGGGCUCCCUGUGCAGACAUUUCCAAAGGAGGCUGCCACUGAGAGCCGUCAGCCUCAACCUCGGGACUGGCCCCUCCUGGAAACGCCUGGAAACCCCAGAGCCAGAGCAGCAGCAUCUUAAGGCUUCAGCUCGCUCAGCCAAAAGCGCCUUGGGUGCUAUGUCCCAGAGAAUCCAGGAGUCCUGCCAAAGUGGCACCAGGUGGCUGAUGGGAACACAGGUGAAAGUGAAGAAAAAACGAGGAGUCCAGAAGGACAGAGGGUCCUCACCACCCAGUCUGAGCCAGAAGAACACUCGGCUAUACAGGGCCAACCGGGAUGCCAGAGUCGGGGGACAUCCGCGCCUCUCUGGCCAGAUGGGUCUACAUGCCCAUCGACGUCAGCGGCUAAGGAGGGAGGCUGCCCUCCGGAGCCCCUGUUCCUCCACAGAACCUCUCUGCUCUCCCAGUGAGUCUGACAGUGACCUAGAGCCUGUGGGGGCUGGAAUCCAGCAUCUCCAGAAGCUGUCACAAAAACUGGACAAAGCCAUCAAGGCCGAAGAGAGUGGUGACAUGACUGUCUCCCUUAUUCGUGAAUGA